UCGGCACUCUUGACUCUCUUCCGCAGCAGAGUUGGGAAAAGUCAGAGAGAGUGCAUUUGAAACGGCAGCUCUCUGACGACUAAAUUAAAGGAAGAUGGACUUUUAAAACGAAAAUUUCCCAGUCGCUAAUGUAAUCUGGAAUAUUUAGGCAUCACUAGUAUGCGCGAUUCUGCAAGUUGUUUCUUCCAAUCUUAACUACUAUAAAAUUGUAUCCCUGCCCGGAUUGCUGUGCUCGCUAUCUUAAUUUAACCCUCUGUCGUUUUACAACGUGCUGGCGUCUCUUGUGAUUUCGACAAUGGAAUUUGAUUCAGUUCGAGGCGAUAUAAGCCCUGAAAGCGAUCUGAUCAGCACCGGGCCCGAAUCAGUCCUCAGACUUCACAUUCUUACCCUGCCCGAGGUCGGGACGAGAGGCUCCCCCUGCAUGCAGAGCAUAGCCUCUCCCGGACCCAUGGCACUGCUUUCUCCUGUGACUAAUCUCGCCCUAAACAUGAAUAAUCUGGCUGGUCUUGGAAGUGAAUGUGAAACACCAAAGCGGAAGAAACGCUGGCCCAUCCUGAAGAUCCCCUCAUUUGCAUCUGAUGCCUCCUCCGAUGCAGGUCUUGGCCUGGAUUCCCCCAGCUCGUUGGACUUUCAGGAUGCUGAGCAGAAGUUUGAAAGGGCCAUGCUAGAUGCAUCAAGAGUAGUAAACGAGAAAAUGCCCAUUCGCAGGAUAAAUUCAUUACCAUUGCCGUUAUCUGGUCUCAGUCCCAAUCUGAAAAAUAAAGAAUGUGAUGCGUCACGAUAUGGAGUAUGGACUCACGCACACUGCACUGCAAACAAAGAGAACGUGGCUGAGGAGAAUUUCGAGUUCAAAAAGCCUUCCAUGCCUGCAUCUCGCUGUCGUAUUCGCUCUACAAGUGGGGCCAAGGAGGCUUUCGCCUGUAGGCCAAACUCUGCUCCUGUGUUAAUGCAUUCCCCACCAUCAUCCCUUCAGUUCGACUAUCCUGAUGAGAGCAGUCCCUCCAUACGGCGACACCCCUUUCUCUCCUGUCUUCAUGACGACGAUGAUGAUGGCUUUUUGGAGGGGCUCGACGACGUGGAGAAUGACUCUGAAGUUCCCCUCGGAAUGGAUAGUCUUCUGACGGCUCCUCUGGUGGCCAAACAAAGUAUGGACAGUACUGAUUUGCCUGUGAUUCGCUGUCGUCCACGUGGGCUGUUCCGAUCGCCCUCUAUGCCCAGCCCAGUAGGGCGUGUCCCACUUAAGAGACCCGAGAGACCCCAAGAUGAAAACACUCCUGUCAGAGUGAAAAGACGACGAAGUCUGGCUGGGACCCGAGUCUCUCCUGCAGAGCAGGGGGAUGCAAUGCCACAUCAGGUCCAAAGGUCAAAGUCGUUUAAUCACUCACACAUUGAGAGACUGUUGGAUACAGAUCCCAGUAAUGUGAUUGGAGAUUUUACCAAGCCUCCAGCACUACCCACAGUAGAUGGAAAAUACCAAGAGUUGAAAUACAUUACUCCAGAGAUUGUAGUUCAAGCAAUGAAUGGGCAAUAUAGUGAUCUGGUGGAAAGGCUGUUCGUCAUUGAUUGUCGCUAUCCAUAUGAGUAUGAGGGCGGCCAUAUAAAGGGUGCCCUUAACCUCCAUCAGGAGGAUCAAAUUGAAGACUACUUUUUAAGGCAUCCUAUUCUCCCAGUAUGUCCUGGGAAGCGUGUCCUGCUGGUGUUCCACUGUGAAUUUUCAUACAAGCGUGGUCCACGCAUGUGCCGCUACAUUCGAAAGAGAGAUCGUGAUUUGAAUGAGUAUCCCAACCUCCAUUACCCUGAACUCUACAUCCUGAAGGGAGGCUACAAUGAGUUUUUCCCACUUCACGAGUCGGUGUGUGAACCCCAGGCUUAUACGCGGAUGAUUCAUAAAGACUUCAAAGAAGACCUCAGGAAGUUCCGCCUUAAAAGCUGCACCUGGGCUGGAGAACGUAGCAAGAGAGACAUGUUCAGCCAUCUCAAGUAACUUUGAGAUGCAUACACUCACAUUUCUUUAUGAUUUUACUGCUGUUAUUUGCUCAAACACUGCCCUCACACAUUAGAUGUGGCAGGACCAGAAGAGGUGUUUAUUUGCUUUUAAGAAAGUUGUUAGUUUUCUGGUCUUGGUAUUGCUUUACUGCCACAAUGUCAAGCAAGGAUAUGAGGCUUCUAUGUAUUUCAGCUGGUUAGACCUCCUCCUUUUGGUCUGGUCACAACCCGCUUAAACUGCCAUCAUCCACUACCACCCUGACGUCCUUCUGAGGACAUAUCACAGCCAUGUAUUACAUGCACACAUUUAACUACCCCACAUUUCUAAUCCCCUAUAAUUUUGGUCCUCAAUACUAGUUGUAUUCUGUCCGCUUUGUUAUAUACCAAUUAAUAUAUAUAUAUAUUUUUCUCCCUCCUUUUAAGGUGCGUGUGUGCACGCGUGCACCCACUCAUAUAACUGCUAUUACUUCAGUAUAACUUAAAUAUUAAAAUUAUUGUUAUAUAAACUCAAGUUUAUUUCCUGAGUGUAUUAUGUACAUUUCUCCUGUAACUGAUGACAAUUGUAAUAAUUUCAACUGAUGACAAUUGUAUAUAAUAAUUUAUAUACACAUCUUACGAGAUUCAACAUUUGAUUUUAAAGCAAAAAUGAUAAUGCCUUUCCAUGCCAUUUGGUGGGAUUGUUCAGAAAUUGUAUAAUUUCUUGGAGGGGAACUAUCAAAUGCCCCCCACUCCUCAAUUUCCUUUUUUUUUUUUAAAUGUUGACUUGACCAACAGCUUUAAACCAGGCAGGAGCCUGGCUUUUGCUGCUGGUCAGCAAGUGACAACGUUCACCAAAAUGUUCUAAGAUGAGAUCAUUAUUUGCCCAUUAAACCAAUUUGACAAGUUCAACCAUAACUCUGUGUGUGUAAUUUGUUACCUGAGUGUAUGUUUUAAUGUAAUGUGUAAAUGAGAGGUUGGUUUAUGUAUUCAUGAAUUAAAAGGAAGAUGGAGUUUGGGGUAAUAACUCA
Messenger RNA from Xyrauchen texanus (razorback sucker), 2993 nucleotides. RefSeq names its product M-phase inducer phosphatase 1-like. The coding region runs from base 296 to 1984 and encodes 562 amino acids. Lineage: Eukaryota; Metazoa; Chordata; Actinopteri; Cypriniformes; Catostomidae. The transcript is spliced from 15 exons. Gene Ontology annotation, cellular component: nucleus; cytoplasm. Gene Ontology annotation, biological process: protein dephosphorylation; positive regulation of G2/M transition of mitotic cell cycle; positive regulation of G2/MI transition of meiotic cell cycle. The record is from RefSeq and is a predicted model, not a curated record. Gene Ontology annotation, molecular function: protein tyrosine phosphatase activity.